Molecule: messenger RNA, 1721 nt
Organism: Puntigrus tetrazona (Sumatra barb)
Lineage: Eukaryota; Metazoa; Chordata; Actinopteri; Cypriniformes; Cyprinidae
Gene: nprl2
Product: NPR2 like, GATOR1 complex subunit
Exons: 11
Coding region: 80-1219 (379 amino acids)
Biological process (GO): positive regulation of autophagy; cellular response to amino acid starvation; negative regulation of TORC1 signaling
Cellular component (GO): GATOR1 complex; vacuolar membrane
Molecular function (GO): GTPase activator activity
Source: RefSeq, a predicted model, not a curated record
UCAAUAGAAGAAGAAGAGAAGCACUCACUGAAAAAAAGAAAAGAAAAUAUCGCUCAACAUUAUCGAGUUGGUGCUGAACAUGGGUACAUACAGACGAAUAGAUUGUAUAUUUUUUAGUGAAUUUCAUCCAACUUUAGGACCAAAGAUCACAUAUCAGGUUCCUGAAGAAUAUAUUUCGAGGGAACUUUUUGAUACUGUGCAGGUGUACAUCAUCACCAAACCUGAACUGCAAAACAAGCUUAUAACAGUGACUGCAAUGGAGAAGAAACUAAUAGGUUGUCCAGUGUGCAUUGAGCAUAAGAAGUACAGCCGGAAUGCCUUGCUCUUCAAUUUGGGAUUAGUCUGUGAUGCCAGGACAAAAACAUGCGCUUUAGAACCUAUUGUCAAAAAACUGUCUGGCUACCUCACAACUCUGGAGCUUGAGAGUGGAUUCAUUUCAAACGAGGAGAGUAAACAGAAGCUAUUACCUAUCCUGUCCACACUUCUGGAGGAACUUAAUGUUACAGGAGCCUGCACCCUGCCUAUUGAUGACUCGAACACCAUCCACUUGAAGCUCAUUGAACAAAGGAAAGAUCCUCUGGUGGUUCAGGAGUAUGACGUGCCGGUAUUUACCAAGAAUAAGGACCACUUUAUAAAGUCACAGUGGGAUCUCACCACGCAACAGAUCUUACCUUUUGUAGAUGGGUAUCGACACAUUCAAAAGAUCUCAGCUGAGGCCGACGUUGAGCUUAAUUUGGUUCGGAUUGCUGUUCAGAAUUUAUUGUAUUAUGAAGUAGUAACUCUGGUGUCCAUAUUCCAGUACUCAAAUGUUUACUGCACAACACCUAAAGUACAAAACCUAAUAGAUAAGAAGUGCCUUCAGGAAGAGUGUAUACAUUACGUCAGUAAGCUGGGCCAAAGGACAAAUCUCAGGGACGUCUUCCAGUUGUACUGUGGUCUGACCCCAGGUACGACUGUACGUGACCUCUGUUCCCGCUAUUCUCACCAGUUACAGAGAGUUGAUGAAAGGAAGUUGAUUCAGUUUGGAUUGAUGAAAGGUUUGAUUCGACGCCUACAGAAAUAUCCAGUCAAGGUUGUGAGAGAUGAGAAGAGUCGUCCACCUAGACUUUAUACUGGCUGCCAUAGUUACGAUGAAAUCUGCUGCAAAACUGGAAUGAGUUAUAAGGAGUUGGAUGAACGCUUGGAGAAUGACCCUAACAUUGUUGUUUGCUGGAAGUAAUGAUGCAGACAGAAUUAUAUGAAAGAACUUAUAGUGCUUCUGCAGGCUCAGGCUUUUUCUUCUGUAUCUUUUAUUUAUUGUAAAACAACUGUCCUUUUAUGUAUAUCUUUGAAAGCAUUAUAGGUCAAAAUAUGAACACAAAUUUAAAAAAUAAAAAUACUGCAAUGGAUUUUUAGAUCAACAGGGUUAUCUUAAUUCAUGACUUUUAAAGUAUUUAGCAUUUACUGUAAAAUUAGGCUUACAAUUAACAAUAAAAAGAAUUUGAAACUGUUGAAAGUUUUUGCUUUUCUGAUCAUUUGUAAUCUGCAGUUGUACAAAUAUGAUGAUUCGCUUACAUCAAAUAACAUGGCGGUUUUAAGUAAAAUGAUGGGAAAAUUGGAAGAGGAAAUAUUUUAAACAGCUGUCAUUUACCUUGUCAUCCUUUAAAUCCAUUCAGUUUUUUUCCUGUAAAUAGGAAAGGUGUUUAAGAAUCGCUGAAGAAUAAAGGAAAUCAAAAAACCAA